Messenger RNA from Rosa rugosa (rugosa rose), 1329 nucleotides. RefSeq lists its product as uncharacterized. Lineage: Eukaryota; Viridiplantae; Streptophyta; Magnoliopsida; Rosales; Rosaceae. The record is from RefSeq and is a predicted model, not a curated record. Bases 1 to 1329 code for a protein of 442 amino acids. The transcript is spliced from 2 exons.
AUGGGGAUUAUGAACCUGCCUACGAUCCGUAGAUGCAGUUCUGUCCAUAACAUUGUUGAGGAGUUCAUCAAGAAGCGUUACAGAAAGAAGUUGGACAUGUUGACGAAUGAAGAAGAUGAACAAGAAGAGGAAUAUCUUCAAUCUAGGCAGGUUAAAAGACGAAUUUUCCCUGGAGUAGAAGCUGAACUUGCCGGGCUGAUGAUGAAGUUGAACUUGCCCUGCGGACAGUUAGAACCCAUUGACCAUGCUCGUUUUGCUGUCGUCUGUAAGGAAUGGCAGUCUCUUGCAAAACAGUAUAAUUGUGAAACGCAGCCCUGGGUUAAGGUCCUCCCUCCCAUGCUAUGGAUCCCUACCCAAUCUCAUGGCUCCGAUGACCCAAUGGCCAUGCUUUACAGCUUGUCUGAAAGAAAAAUCUACAGAAAUAUGAAGUUGCCAGUGCCUCGUGAUGAAAGGAUCUACUGUGGUUAUGGAUGGAUGGCUAAGUAUCGGUAUCUAAAUAAGUCCUCAGAUUAUUAUGCUAGUCUAGCAAUAACUCUCAUGAAUCCUUUCAGAAACGCAAAAGAUAUUAUCCGUCUCGCUCCAAUCCAAGACAGCUUAUUUAGUGUAAAGCAAGUAGUGAAGAUAACCUUGCCUGCUGAUCCCACUUUGGAUCGGAACAAUUAUGUGGUUCUAGUCAUAUGCGGUUCUAGACUGUACUUCAUCAGAGGAGGACAAAAACUUUGGAGUCCCAUGCAUACGCGGUGCAGUGCUGCAACAUAUUAUGAAGGGCGAGUGUUCUCAGUUCGUGGUUUUGGAAGAGAUAUCCCAGGGCACGAGCUUGUAUCAUACCGCGUUGAUAGCAGCGUUGACAUAUAUUACAGUUUACAUCUGCAACAUGUGGCAUGGCUUGAACAUUGUACUCUAUCCCAUCUUCUUCAAACAUAUUUCGUAACAUCAACAAAGGGGGGUUUACUGGUUGUUGAGAGAUUGUUGGAAGAAGACAGAACCAACAUCUUCAAGCGGCGGAAAAUGCUGAAGUUCAAGGUUUUCAAGUGGGUUGAAUCCAUUGCACAGCUAGCUGAGGUAAAUGACAUUGGGGAUGAGGCCAUUUUCGUGGGCAACAAUCAAUCGGUAUGUGUUUUGGCUUCAAAGUUUCCCGGGUGUCAGCCAAAUUCUAUAUACUACACGAAUGAUCUUGUUGUGGAAGGACAAAGAUUAGAAGACAUAGGCAUCUUUAAUUUAGAGGAUGGAAGUAAUAAAACCAUUACACACCAUUAUUAUCCUCACAAGUUUGUGGAGGGGCAAAUGGUGCCGGCAAUUUGGAUUACACCGUCUUUUCCAGUAUGCUAG